Messenger RNA from Megalobrama amblycephala (Wuchang bream), 4635 nucleotides. It is a transcript of the gene adam23b, whose product is annotated as disintegrin and metalloproteinase domain-containing protein 23. Gene Ontology annotation, cellular component: presynaptic membrane. Gene Ontology annotation, biological process: proteolysis. The transcript is spliced from 26 exons. The record is from RefSeq and is a predicted model, not a curated record. Bases 186 to 2498 code for a protein of 770 amino acids. Gene Ontology annotation, molecular function: metalloendopeptidase activity. NCBI's taxonomy places the organism in Eukaryota, Metazoa, Chordata, Actinopteri, Cypriniformes, Xenocyprididae.
CAGGGCGACCAUGUGGGCAGAUGUACGGCACCUGCGCGCGGGCGCAUCAUUAUCUGGAGCGUGCUCGCGGAGAUCUCGGGCUGGCCACCGCCUUCACGCGCUGCAGCAGCAUCAGGACCAUCAAGGACAAUGAGCCCCUAGCGAGUCACCGCAUCCAUACGUUUAAUCGCCACCAACUAUGAAUCAUGUAUGCGCUAGUACUUUCAAAUCUGCUCGCGUGCAUCCUCGCUUCCUGUCUCCAGACAUUCGUGGCGUCAGCGUCAGCCGUGUUGGAGGCUGAGAUCUCCGGGGAGGCGGUGUCAGAUGAUACUGCAUCUGGACAGAAGCACAAUGCCAGCGGCCCGCAGGAGUCACAGCGCACGCUCACAUACCCCUCUCGCCUCAUCUACUACCUGAACGAAGCUUCUGAGAGCACCUACCAUGACCUGAACACCUGCGCUAAGAUUCCUGACCCACACGGACAGGAGGUUCAUCUCGCUCAGGCUUCAUUUCAACUUCAGGCCUUUGGAUCCCAAAUUAUUCUGGACCUCACUUUAAACAAUGAUCUGCUGUCCUCAGAUUAUGUGGAGAUACACUAUGAGGAAGGAAAGCCUGUCCUUGGGAAGGGUGGAGAGCACUGUUACUACCACGGCCAGAUCAGAGGGAUCGACAACUCACAUGCCGCUCUGUCCACCUGUAACGGUUUACAUGGCAUGUUUGAUGAUGGAGUCCAUAUGUACACAAUUGAGCCACUUAAGCAGACUCACCCUAUUGAGGGAACAGCGAGACCACAUGUCUUGCACAGAACGACUAUCCUUCAGAAAACCCCACCUACAGGAGAAAAAGGCAUGGAGGAGGAUUUGUCUUGGCUCCGACGGAGGAAAAAGCGAGCUAUCCCAAGGAACCUGUUUGAGGAGAUGAAGUACAUAGAGCUGAUGGUUGUCAUUGACCACCACAUGUUUAAGAGACUGGGAACCAAGCAGCGCACACUCAACUUUGCCAAAUCUGUGGUCAACCAGGCAGAUGCUAUUUUUAAAGAUCACCUGUACACCCGUGUAGUCCUGGUCGCCAUAGAGAUCUGGACGGAUAAGGACCACAUUCCCAUUAGUGCGAUUCCAUUCGAUAUGCUGCGAAACUUUUCCAAAUACCGACAGCAGCACAUCAGGCAGCAUGCAGAUGCAGUGCAUCUGUUUUCUAACGUGGCAUUUCACUAUCCUCGGGGCUGUGCGGCGUAUUUUGGAGGGAUGUGUUCUGUGAGUCAUGGGGUUGGAGUCAUUGAGUAUGGCUCUUUGUGGACACUGGCGCUUGUGCUGUCCCAGAGUUUGGCUCAGAAUCUUGGGAUUCAGUGGGAUACAACAUCAAUAAAAAAUGAUUGUGGGUGCAUGAACUCGUGGCAAGGCUGUAUCAUGGAGGACAAUGGGGUUCAGACCCCGCGGAUUUUCUCUAAGUGCAGUAUCACUGGUUAUAAAGAGUUCCUGUUAAAGGGAGGGGGAUCCUGCCUCUUUAACAAACCCACCAAGCUGUUUGAAGAGACAGAGUGUGGAAAUGGAUUUGUAGAAGUGGGAGAGGAGUGUGACUGUGGACCAAGAGAAGCGUGCAUUAAAGAGUGCUGUAAAAAGUGUUCUCUGUCUAACGGUGCACACUGCAGUGACGGACCCUGCUGCAAUAACACAUGUCUGUUCUACCCGCGAGGUUUCACAUGCCGCUAUGCAGUAAAUGACUGUGAUAUUUCAGAGACGUGCUCAGGAGACUCAGGGCAGUGCCCUCCCAAUCUACACAAGCAGGACGGUUACUUCUGCUCUCUCAACCAGGGUCGCUGCUACGCUGGAGAGUGCAAGACGAGAGACAGUCAGUGUAAAUAUGUGUGGGGUCCAAACGCUGCGAGUUCUGAGAAGUUCUGUUAUGAGAAGCUGAACACAGAGGGCUCAGAGAAGGGCAACUGUGGUCAAGAUGGAAAGAAAUGGAUCCAGUGCAGUAAGCAUGAUGUGUUUUGCGGGUAUCUGUUGUGCACUAACACUGGCCGAAUCCCACGGAUUGGAAUUAUGAAAGGAGAAGUCACUCCCACAAACUUCAACCAUCAGGGCAGACUGAUCGACUGCAGUGGUGGUCACGUCUUGCUGGAUGAUCAGACUGAUCAUGGUUAUGUGGAGGAUGGAACUCCAUGUGGUCCGUCAAUGAUGUGUCUGGACAGGAAGUGUCUCCCUAUUCAGUAUCUGAACCUGAGCUCCUGUCCCACCGGACCCAACGGACACAUCUGUUCCAGUCAUGGGGUGUGCAAUAAUGAGGCGUCAUGUACAUGUGACACAACGUGGGCGGGGACAGACUGUAGCAUGCCUGACCCUCCAAAAAUACCGGCCCCUUCUGAAGAUGAGGAACCCAAGGGUCCUAGUGCCACCAAUCUCAUCAUAGGGUCCAUCGCAGGGGCCAUCCUGGUGGCAGCUAUAGUCCUGGGUGGGACUGGCUGGGGGUUUAAAAACGUCAAACGGCGAGGAUAUGAUCCAAAUGCUUCUGCCAUCUAGUGGACAGAAGGAACGCUCCAAUCUCCAGAGCUUCUGUAUUCUGGCAUUAGUUAUACUUGAAAAUAUUAUACAUAAUAGUGAUGAAUUCAACCAACAAUACCUUAGUUGUGUAGCUCCACCCCCUUUUAUAUGCUCCACCCUUCUCUCUCAGAGCCAAUUUAUUGAUAUAUCCCCCUCUCCCCCAACAGCCAAUCAGAUCAUUCUUACACUACAGAAGCAUGACAACACAACAGCCUGGCCUUGGCACCUCUUUGAAGAGUUUGCAUGGCUGAUGCCCAUAUUCAGCAGAAUACAGCAUAACGACCUAUGAAGAAUAUAAAUGUUGUCAACACGAUCUCAGACCCCCAUCAUUUCUCAAUUGUUUAUUUGACAGAAGUAAUUGAUAGCUGCAUGGCUUAGCCUUAGAGAGACAUUUUGAGUAGAAUUAUGGGAUGGACUUGAUUCUACAUAUAAAUGGCCAGAGAGGAAUAGUUCAUACAAAAGUAAAAAUUGUGUCAUUAUUUAGUCACCAUCAUGUUGUUCCAAAACUGUGUGUCUUUCUUUCUUCAGUGGGGAACUAAAGAGGAUGUCAAGCAGAAUAUAUUGGCAACUCUUUGUAUACUGUGAAAGUGAAUGGCAAUAAGCUCUAAUAAGGUGAAAAUAACACAGUGAAUGGACCAUAGUACACUCUGGCAUAAGGCACAGCAGAACUGCACAAACCAACCUUUAUGUAGAAGACACCAGAACGGAGGAUUUAAAUACACAGACCAAAUGAUGGAGCUAAACGAAACACAGGUGAUCACAAUGGGUUGCACAGAAACAAAUGGUCACACAUUUAAACAGGGACAAGGGACACUAAAACUAAACCAAAACUGAACAUAAACAUGACAAAUCCAUUCCAUUAUUUUAAUAUAGUUCAAUUGUGGGAACAAAUUUUAUGGCCAAGAUCUCUUGUUUCCACAUGUCAUGUGCAGGGCUCCAUACAAAAUAACUCAAUUUUAAAAAAAUCUUAAGGCUACAUGAUGACAGAAUUUUCAUUUUUUGUGUGAAUUAUGCCUUUAAGAUGAAUAACAUAAUUUAUAACAUAAUUUUGUUCUUUCAUAAUUAAUGAUUUUUUUUAUGUUUGUUUAUUGCGGAGCACAUUUGGUGCCCAUUUUUAGGAAUGUUCAUGACUAAAUUGUUACACUUUUUUUAGGGAACAUUAAUAUAAGUGAAAGUUGGUUUCAUACUGUAUAAAUCCUGUUCAUUUAAUAGUGUGUGUAUGUUGUAAGCUGUCUGAUAUUUGUCAGUGUUUUGCUCUGGUAUGGGGCUGUGCAGCUAAAUAUAAGUGAACACAUCUAUAGAUGCUGCACUUUGAAUGAGGAGGUGAUUCUAAGCCAAAGAUCUAGGGUAAAAAUGUAAGUUUAGGAUGUAAUACACAGCACUUUACAGUGAUAUUGUUUCCCCUGAUGGGGCGAGGUAUUAUUAUGGUAACUGAUCACCUGAAAUACAUGCAAUAACCCUGAUCAGUCCUUUAAAUAUACCUUGUUUCAUCUGCUUAACGUAAUUGCAAUUGUACGCCUAAUCUGUUGGUCCAGACAUUAUUCAGACCUUAUUAUAUGGCCUUUCUCGUCCAUCUCCCUCAGCUGUCAGUGCUGCUAACCCUACUGGAAAUGAUUGCUUUGCUGCAUGAAUUCUCUAUAGUGGGCAUAUUACUCUGUAAGUAUGAAGGACAAGUGCCCAACCCCAUAUUAUAUACAGAGACUGUGCUGUGCUGUUUGUGCAUGUCAGCUACAAAAUUUUAUUUACCGUACUAUGCAAAAGAAUUUGCUGCACAAAGUGAAGGGUUAAAACAGUAAAAUACCACAAUGAAGUAUCACAGUUGACUCUGUUUUUAGCCAUGAUAUGAUAGUUAUGCUGAGCUUCACAUAUCAGGAAAAAUAACAUCUUUGUUGCUCAUUAUCCUUUAAUAAAAAGGAAUGAAUGUAUUUCCCUUAAAUAAAAAUAAUUCCCAGGUUUUUCACAUUCGAGGUUUCUGCCUUUCAGGUGCGAUUUUGGACACUUGCCUUUUAUAUUUUCUCUGUAUUUCAUCAUCUCUGUUCAUUAGCCUAAAUGUUCCUCCAUUUACCUGCUGCUGUUACUCUGAAGUAUAGAGAAAGUCAUCAAAAUAAACAAUAAA